GUGGUUUGGAAAAUGGAUGGAUGGAUGGAAAAUGACAGUGCCGGAUAGUGCAGUUUUGGUAGUGGAGGGGCGGGCGCUGGGUACACACGUUUUUCACUGGGGCGGGCGCUGAAGUUGUGGUUUGUCCAGGGCUCCGUGGCGCGCCGUACAAGAUUGAAGAGGAAAUGGACCGGCUCUUAUUAAAACGUGGUACAAUAUGCCAGGGAGUAAAAUAGUAUUUUUAGUAGCAGAAAAUAAGAAUUAGCUCGUUAUUGAAUCAGUAACUAAAACCUCAGAUCUGCAAUUUUAAAAGAAUGGAUUAAACACAUGAAAAAUCAAAUAUCGCUUGUUAAAUCACACUGUUUCCCCACAUGAAAGGGAAAAUAUAAUCAUGCAACUAAGCGCAAAAAAGAAAAGGAGGAAAGAGCGAAACGUAACACGGAAAUGCAGGCUCUCUGUUUCCCUCCUCCGGAGGGCAUUGGAAUCGCCGUGCCUGCGUGUAACACACCCCCUCGAUAAGAUCGGCCUUAUUAGGGGGAAGGAGCGCUCCUGCCAUGGCGCCCAGGAGCCAGCUGAAGGCUAACACGAGGGCCUUGGAGCAGGAACUGCAGUGCCCGCUGUGUAAAGGCCUGGUAAAGCAGCCCAUCCUGUUGCCCUGCCACCACAGCGUCUGCCUUCACUGCGCCUCUCAGCUGCUCAUACAGAACGGAUACCCGGCCCCAGACAUGUCCCCCGAGCCCAAUUCGCCCGCAUCAACGCCCAACAGCCGCUCCCCACGCCUGGCCCGGCGGCCCAUGCCCAAGUCGGACCGCGUUGAGCGAGUGCUCCGAACAGGCAGCGGGACAUACCCGGGCCGGAGGCGGAAGGAGCCCCCACCCCCCGUGGUGCUGUUCCCCUGCCCGCCUUGCCAGAGGGAUGUGGAGCUGGGGGAGCGAGGCCUGGCCGACUGCCUGCGCAACCUGGCUCUGGAGCGCAUUGUGGAGAGGUACAGGAGCGCAAUUCACAUGUGCGGCGUGGUCGUCAUGUGCCAGUUCUGCAAGCCGCCCCAGACCCUCGAGGCCACCAAGGGCUGCGCUGACUGCAGGGCCAACUUCUGCAACGAGUGCUUCAAGCUGUACCACCCGUGGGGGACACCGCGGGCCCAACAUGAGCACGUGCCUCCCACGCUGACAUUCAGGCCCAAGAUGCUGACCUGUGCAGAGCAUGACCAGGAACGGCUGCACUUCUACUGUAAACCCUGCCAGCGCCUCCUGUGCUCCCUCUGCAAGCUGCGGCGAGCUCAUGGUGGCCACAGGAUCGUCCACAUCAGCCAUGCCUACCAGAGCCUCAGGGACAAGAUUGCCAAAGGACUUAACUAUGUCUUAGCCAAUCAGGAAACAGUGCAUACCCAGCUCAGCCAACUGGAGAAUGCCAUCACUCAGACUGAGCUGAACAGCGCCUCUGCACAGGAGCACCUGGCGCAGAGCAUGCAGGAGCUGGCAGGGGCCCUGGCUGGUAGGCGUCUGGAGCUGCAGCAGGAGCUGGAUGGUGCACGGCUGAAGCGGGGGCGGGCCCUGGCGGCACAGCUAGCCAUCAGGUGGAGCCUGCUAGAGAACGCGGGCCUGCUGGCCUUCUCCCAAGAACUGCUGAAGGAGGCCGACCCCCCCUGCUUCCUGCAGGCUGCCCUGCCCGCUCACUGCAGGCUGAUGAAGGCGAUCGAGUCUCUGCAAAGCUUCUCAGUGUCUGCCGAUCCUUUUCUGCGACACUUCCAACUGGACAUCACCCAUGAGCUGCAGCUUCUCACUAGCCUGGAUUUCACUGGGGCCCCUCUGGCACCUGUGAUUGAUACCCAGCGCACUCUGGCCUAUGAUCAACUCUUCCUUUGUUGGCGCCUGCCCCCGGGCUCUGCCCCCGCUUGGCACUAUUCCGUUGAAUUCCAGAGACGGGAGCCCGGGCUACGGGGGGCCAUUGGGAGAGGCCGGCGGUCCUGGCAGCGCCUGCACGAGGUGACCGGCACAAGCGCAGUGAUCGACAAGCCAGAAGCUGGCUGCGUGUAUGCGCUGAGGGUGAGGGGCUGCAACCGGGCUGGCUUCGGAGACUACAGUGAGGAGGUGUACCUGCAUACCCCGCCGGCACCUGUGUUGGGCUUCCAGCUGGACGCGCGCUGGGCCCUGCAUGCCGACCACCUGCAGCUGAGCCGGGAGCAGCGCUGCGUGCGCAGUGUGCCGGGCCUCUCACUGCUGCAGGCCGCCGGUGAGGCCCUCACUUCCUGCCCUCUGACCUCCGACCUGCUGGUGGGCAGCGUGGCUGUCACGGAGGGCAGACACUACUGGGCGUGCUCUGUGGACCCUGGUUCCUACCUAGUCAAGGUGGGGGUGGGUCUUGAAGCCAAAUUGCAGGAGUGGUUCCAGCUGCCUCAGGACAUGGCAAGUCCUCGCUACGACCCAGACAGUGGCCAUGACAGUGGAGCUGAGGACAGCCCAGAUGGCCCACCCCCCUUCUGCUUCCUCACAAUAGGAAUGGGCAAGCUCUUCCUGCCCCAGGCCUGCAUCGGCGACUCAAACAGCCCCAGCAGCUUGGCCCUGCCCCUACCCUCUCGGCUGGGUCUCUGCCUUGACUUUGAAAAAGGCCGCGUCGUCUACUAUGACGCUCACACACUCCGCCCCUUGUGGGAGGGGCCGGUCGAUUGCACCGGCCCUGUUUGCCCAGCUUUCUGUUUCAUUGGUGGAGGGGCACUACAGCUUCAAGAGAUGAUGGCCAAUCGCAUCACAGAGCCAACCACCCCAAGAAGGGUGACGAUCCAAUCUCAUACAUCUAGUCUGAACAACUGAGAUGCAGUAAUUCAGUGGAUUUUAACAUAAAGUUACCUCAAGUUUUUUUUUUUUUUAAUAGAGCUUCCAUGAAAAUAUUACUUUUUAAUAACAAAAUAUUAAUUUUAUUGUCAUUUUAAUGCCUUUUUUGUUUUUAAUAAGAACUUAAUAAGAGCUUUCUCUGGGAGUUACAUAAAACUUAUUUAUGCUUGCUACUUACAUGAGUGAAUUUGAUAUAUUUGAUUAUAUUGAUAUUCAGGUAAUGUUCAUCUUUUAAUAUCCGCAUCUUAGGCACUGUGUACACGUGGUUCUAUAAUGUGUCUUGGGUGGCUGGAUCACAAAUGGAGAACGAAAUGGAGAACCAAGGUAUCCAGUUUGUGUUCAGACUUUGUUCCUGCCCCACGUACAGUUUGUCUGAUGUCUUUGUCUGGGAUGCAUAAAUCCACAUUAACAUUUUCAUUACAAAGCAUAUGUAGUCACAUGUUUCCUAGACCACCUCAGCAAGAGGUUUGGGUGAUCUGAUCACAGUGUGUCUUGGUGCUUCUUUACACUUCUAUUUAGCUCUGUCCACUUGCGAUCCCAUCAUCCAAGAUAUAUUUUGAAGCCAAGUGUAAACAGGAUCUUAAAUUCCUCAUUAUUACAUGAGUUUUGUUUCGAUGAGGCUGUGGAAAGGAGACAUUCCCACUCCUUUUGCAGAACUGCAUUCAGUAUUUUCACUUACACAUUGUCAGUUAACCUAUCUAAAUGGUUGGUGUUUGUAAAUUAGGGCAGAUAUCAAGUGCUUGAGAGGAUUUAAUUUGUAUUUUCGUUCUCAGGCCUUUUUAUAUCACAGUCAUCAUCAGGGGUGGACAGUAACAAAGUACAUUUACUUGAAUACUGUACUUAAGUCCAUUUUUCAAGUAUCUAUACUUUUACUUGAGUAGAAGUUUGUUUUGGAAACUUAAGAUUUUAAUUCCACUACAUUUGAAAGACAAAGAUUGUACUUUUGACUCAACUACAUUUCUAUGAAGGUUCUUGUUACUCAGGACCUUGAAGCAUAGUCUAACAUGCGAGACAAAGGACUCAAAGAUGGGUGUUAGGGGUGUUAUUUACAGCACCAGGGAAACAAAUGAGACUGCAAGGGGUCAAAACAAGAAGGCUAGUAUGGGGAAGGACAUCAGCAGACAUGAGGAGCGACAUCAGUGACCAGACUGGGGCUGACGAGACAAACAGGUUCUUAAAUGCAAAGACUAAUGAGGGGUAACAAGCAACAGGCUUGGCUCAUCAGGGCCACAUCAGGGAGGAGACAGGAGGGUCAGGCGGACAUGAUGAGCAGGAUGUAAUAGCUUUGAAGACAGCGGGUAACAGCUUUCUAACAUGCGAUAGGUCAUGUUGUAUUCAUCAUAGAAGAAAAAACAAUUACAGUAAACUACUCCUGCACUAUCAGUCAUGUUGCUCUUGGGCAGUUAUAAAGCUGGAGGUGUGUUAAUGGGUUGACUUUUAUAAUUUUAUUCUAAGGAAGCAAUCUACAGAAAUUGCACUGUCUGCCUGAUGCACACAUGUGCAAGAACACACACACACAAACACACACACUAGGUUACCUAUAUCUUUGUAAGGACCCUCCAUUCAUUCCCUUGGGCUUAACCCUAAUUCCAUCUAUGACAACCCUACCAGCCCUUAACCUUAACCAUAAGUAACCAAUCAAAAUACAAGACUUUUAGCAUUUUUUUUCUUAGUGGGGACCAAAAGAAUGUCUCCAUGAAGUCAAAAUGACACGCUUUUAUCAUGCUGCGGUUCCCACAAUAUAGUAUAUACAUGACCACACACACACAUACGCACCACCAGAGUUGUGUUAGAAUGCGGGUUUGUGGAUGUCGGGUAUUAAAAAAAAUAAAAUUAAAUGAAAACAACAAUGGCUGUCCUUUUGACAAUUUGACAAUUGGUUGUAAAGACAUUAUAGCAUGUUCCACAAGCUUUUAUUUCUACAGGUUCUACAAUCAAGUCAGUGCAAUUCUGUAGGUUGUUUCAGUCAUUGGGUUCACUAAAUGAAUUGUGUCAACAACACAACAAUGCAUUGACAUAAAAAAUAAAUGUACUUUUGCAUACUUAAGCAUUUUUUAAAUGAAGUACUCCAGUACUUUAACUUCUAAGUAAGAAUUUGACUGAACAGCUUUCACUUAUAUUGAAGUAAUAUUUAAUUAUGAGUAUCAAAACUUUGACUUAAGUAAUGUAGUUGUGUAUUUUGUCCACCUCUGAUCAUCAUAUUCUUUCUUUUUGUUUCCAUGAUACUUACACUUUACAGCAAUAAAUGUGAAUACAAUAUGAAUGUAGACUUUAUUUAGUCUUCUCUAAGGUAAUUAUGCUAUAAUAAAAUUUGUAAUUAUCAUAUAUUUAACCUACUGUAAUGUAAUAUAAUAUUAAACUAUAGCAAUUAAUUAACUUUGUAAUUCCCACUAUAUACACAUUUUUAGUUUAUAUGGGCAGUAUAGAAAGGCCGGCUAAGAUAUUAUCAGAUCUAUGUAACCCCAUGUAAUAUGACCUGUGUAAUACAAUACAGGCACUUUAGUGCUAAGUUCUUGUAGGUUUACCUCUAGUUGUGAGACAGCUAGAUAAUGCUUUAAUCAUUUGCCUAUCUAAUAGGGGGUCACCUAGGUUUCCCUCUUUUCAGUUUUUGUGUGUGUUUUUGUGUUUAUCUCCAUUGUGUGCCUCUAUGCUUUGAAUGAAUGUGCCAGCAUGUCAGUAUGCGGCUUGUGUGCCUAAUGGUAAAAACUAUUCACUUAUUUCGAAUUAAAUGUAUUUUUUAAACUUGUCGUGUUUAAACUAGGCUAGUUUCAUUCUCAUGGCUUAUGUGAUUUUACGAAACGGAAUGUUUAAUUACUGAUUUUUUUGGCUCAUUUUAACAAGCAGCAUAGUAUUUAAAUGACUUUAGACUGUUGCAUUUCAUUAAGGACAGGCCAUACUGAUGGAAUUGUUGUAAAGCCAAAAAGUAUAUAGUAAUAAUAAACAAAAUGCUUGAAAGGAA
Molecule: messenger RNA, 5769 nt
Organism: Brienomyrus brachyistius
Lineage: Eukaryota; Metazoa; Chordata; Actinopteri; Osteoglossiformes; Mormyridae
Product: tripartite motif-containing protein 46-like
Exons: 12
Coding region: 534-2789 (751 amino acids)
Molecular function (GO): protein binding; zinc ion binding
Source: RefSeq, a predicted model, not a curated record